Doryrhamphus excisus (bluestripe pipefish) is the source of this 1659-nucleotide messenger RNA. It is a transcript of the gene emp1a, whose product is annotated as epithelial membrane protein 1a. The record is from RefSeq and is a predicted model, not a curated record. NCBI's taxonomy places the organism in Eukaryota, Metazoa, Chordata, Actinopteri, Syngnathiformes, Syngnathidae. Gene Ontology annotation, cellular component: plasma membrane.
AUGUGUGUGCGUCCAAAGUCAGAGCUGGGUGGGUCUACGGCCGUUCACAUUUUCCAAAUAACUUCCAGGGCUGUGUGUUUGAGCGCUUUCAGAGGGUCACAAUGUUGAUGCUGGCUGGAAUUGUUGUUGUGCAUCUCACCGCCAUUAUCCUGCUCCUGGUUGCUACCAUUGAUAAUGCCUGGUGGUUGACUAACACUGUGUCGACUGACCUGUGGGGAAGAUGGGAGCUGGUCAACUCAGCCUGGCAUUACACCAACCUCAAAGACUUUCCCGAGGAGUACCUCCAGGCGGUGCAGGCGACUUCAGUGCUGGCAUGCAUCUUUGCCAUCCUGGCCCUGUUUGUCUUUGUGGCUCAGCUCUUCACUCUGCCCAAAGGCCAACGCUUCACCUUCACUGGUGUUUUACAACUGCUCGCCUGUCUGUGUAUAAUGAUAGCGGCCUCCAUCUACACCGCCACCUUCCAUGCGGGCGAAGACGGAGGAUAUGGACACUCCUAUGUCCUGGCCUGGAUCUCCUUUGUCCUCACGCUGCUUUUAGCCAUCACCUACCUUGUCCUGCGGAAAAAAAGCGAGUAGGAAGAAAGGGAGAUGUUAGGUUCUGGGAUCACAUUCCUUCUUAAUUGGGAUAUUCAACAAGUCUAAAUAUAUGUUUUAGUGAGUACAAUUCGGGAGUAAUACUUUUACUUUAUUUUAAUACUAAAAUAAGCUAAAUUCACAUUUCUGUUACUGUCAUUAGCAAGUUUCCCCCCUUUUAAGUUGUUUGGAACCCUUUUCAACAAGCUAAUUUACAUUAUAACCAUAACAUACUACAUGUAAAAGAAUCAAUUCACAAUAACAAGUUACAAUGAUGUACUAUAGAUAUUUAGGUACAUUUGUAUGUUACCUUGUAAGUGAACGAGUAAGGCGAUAACGUUGCUACUCGCUUUCAUAGACUAUGACCCUACCAGCUAGCUGCCAGUUAGCUUAGCAUGAGCAAAAUCUGGGAGAAGUCUUAGCUCUACAUUUGUAUUUGUUUUUUUUAGAGUUUACACAAAUGUAACAUUCAGAAGUUUUUUUUAAAAAAAUGGUUAUUGUUACAUUUUAUAGUAUAGCCGGCAUGCUAAGCUAAUUCAAAGUGUAUCUUAGCUCCAUAUUUACAGUGCAAACAGGAGUGAACCAUCUCUGCUCCUUUAAGGGCCUCACACUGCUGGCUGUUUUGGAAUAAAGCCACCAGUUAAAGUUUAUUUUGGAAGACUGUGGGGUUGAAAAAAAUAAAAUAAAGCGCUUACUAACCUUGAAUAAAGCGGAGGCUGAUAAUGUAUCUGCAAAGGUACAGCAUGUUAGCAACACUACAAGUUCCCUGUUGCAGUACUUGAACAAGCUAAAAAAAACCCAAGUAGUUUUAAUUCAUAUAUCUUUAUGAAGUAUAAUGUAUCCUCGUUUUAUCCAUGUACAUUGUUACCAUUAUAUUUUUGUAACAUUUUGUAAUGUUUUUUUCCCUCAAACUAUGUUUUGCAUUUUGUUGUAGUUGGCUGCUAUCCUAAAAAAGUACUUUGUACAUGUGAACCAAGUAUGGAGGACAACAGUGUUUCAUUUGACCAUUUUCUAAACAAUGCAUUAGAAGGUUUGUAAUUACAUUGGAAUUGAAGCCAUAUAUUAUCAAUAAAACAACUUGUAACAA